AAAUACAACAAUAUAAAAUCACUUUUGAUAUUAUUGCCGACAUUAAAAGAUUUCAGUUUUGGCCGUGUUUUGAUUUUACAGCUUGAAAAACAGCAACAAUAACAAACGUACAAACAAACAAACGUCACCCGUGGAUUGCCUUAUCUGGCGUGCACGUUAUCUGCAUUUUGCUUACAAGUUGCCUGUAAUUCGCGUUUCAGAUGCAAUCUGCAAUAUGUCAGAAGGUCAAAUAUUUGAUCAUUGAUCAAAGAGUGUAAUACAGGCUUAAACAAUUCAAUUUGAAUUUCUAAACCAUUUUACGGAUUCUGCGUAGUUUUCAUCUAUUUCUGGAUAGAAAUGGUUUAUCGUAAGCGCAAUAUGUAAACAUAAAUAAAUGUAUUUUCACGUAACCUCUCCUAAAAAUCGUGUUCUGUAUUUCUAAUUCGUUAACUGAUUUGCGUUCCCAUUUUAACGCUAGAAUUCAAUCUAAAGUCUACAAGAGAAUAGAGAAUACAGGAAACAGUAUUAUUUCUUUUAAUACAAAGUUCAACGUUAUUUGCAGAAACGGAAGAACAAUGUUUACAAGAGCAGUACUAAUAGCGACGAAAACUUUUGCUUCUCCCAGAACAAUCACAACCUCGAGUAAAGUUCAUAUAGCUUCCAAUAUUACUUGCAUCCGCAGUAAAGACGUACAGACUUCGAUUUCAUCAACCGCAAAUAAUACACCGGCUGACUCGUACCUUUCUCUUUUGAAAAGUGCCUCAGAUGCUAAGGAAGUUUUAGAGUUUCUGCCAACUUUGAGUAAACGAGAUAACCUACGUCAAAUUGUGACAUUACCUGCACUCAAAUCUCUAUUUGAACUGCACAAACUGGGAAAAACCAGCCUUCCAAAGAACGAAGUAUUGGGCCACUCGCGCUUUGCCGAACUGUGCAGGGCCCUCAAGUAUGAAUCUAGAUCUUUUGGAAUGAACGACAUUACGGAAUGUCUAAAAAUUUUAACUUAUUUUGGAGUACAUUCAAACAGUGAAAUCAUGACAAUCCUGCUCAACCUACUGAGAUACCAAAUUAACGAAGUCACGCUUGAUCACAUCUUAUUUUUGGAUUUUGUUUUGAAAAAGAUGGACCAGAGUCCUCUAAUAGAAGCUCUACAAUUGGCUCUGCCAAUGUUGUUGCAAAUUCAGCUUCCUUACAAAAUGGAUCACAAUAACGUGCAACAGCUGGUUGACCUUCUCGGAUUUGUUGCCGGGCACAAGGUUUCUAGUCGGACUAUGAUUAAUAUAAUUAGUGCAUUGACCUUGCAUGGUACCAACAUAAACAGUCAACACGCUGCCGAAAUUCUAAUUACAAUGUGUGAGUUAGGAUACUACGAGCUGAUACAUACUAAAUUAUUAGAAAAUAUUUUCAUAGUUCUUGAAAAGGAUCUUUACCAAUUAAGUUUUAAAACCAUUGAUUUCAUACUAAUGAAAAUUAGUGAGAAAAAUUUAGAAAAAUACCCGAUGUUCUACAACGAAGCAUUCAUCAAAAAAUGUUCACAAUUUAUGGUUGAUAAGGAUGUUGGAAUAUUGAAUGCAUUAUAUUUUCAAAAAAAGCUUAACAAAAUAGCUUUCCUUCAUGUCCCGCUGUUAGACUACAUUGCCUCUAAGGUUGAUAAUUUUUCGAUCGUACCGUACGCCGGUAUAAUAACCAUCGUGGCGGCGUUUGCAAAUGCAAAUUAUCGACCUCCAAACUGGAAUCAAAUUCAAGCAGAGAUCAUGCAGCAUUCCACUAUAUCAAAUCCAUCGAUCCCAUGGAUCCGGUACAAUUUGGAAUUAUUAUCCUUAGAAAUUUUCAAUGACGUGCUUCUUCGACAAUAUCUUGAACCUCGUGCUUUAGAAAAAAGCAUGGCACGUGACACUCUUGUGGAUCACUUGCAGUUACUGGAGCUAUCGCAAGCUUUACAAUUACUCUAUCCAGAAUACGAAGGACCACUCCCGGAUCAGAAGUAUUUGGAAAAAGCAACAGUGCUUCUCCUCGAGGAUAAUGAGUUACCUUUACAAAAAACUUUAGAAACUGUGUUUGGUGGUAGUAAAAGUGUACUCUCUCACGUUACCUCAAAUUAUGGUCACGUGCUGCAUCAUGUUAUCGUUUUCAACCAACACGGUCUAAUUGUCGAACAACCCGAUUGUAGCAAAAAAGAAUUAACUCGGAUAGAAAAUCUACUAACAGAAGGAAAUCAACCGGUAGCGAUAAUGUGUUUACCAAAAAGUUUUUACGCACACAAUGUGAAUCGUCUGAGGGGGCGUUUUGCAAUGAAUAUCCGAACUAUAGAGACUCUUGGUGUACCCGUUGUUCCAGUUUCCUACCAAAUGUGGAAAAACUUACCGGAGGCUGAACGGUUGCAGUACCUCGAGCGAGAAAUUCGAUCAAAAUUAGUAUAAUUGUUUUUUCGGAUAAUAAAAAGUAGCAAUAUUUAUUUCA
Wyeomyia smithii (pitcher-plant mosquito) is the source of this 2436-nucleotide messenger RNA. RefSeq lists its product as uncharacterized. The coding region runs from base 555 to 2396 and encodes 613 amino acids. Lineage: Eukaryota; Metazoa; Arthropoda; Insecta; Diptera; Culicidae. The record is from RefSeq and is a predicted model, not a curated record. The transcript is spliced from 3 exons.